GACCUAGCUAGAAUGUGUGCCCUAGAAUCAUCCAUGUCUCCUUCCACUUCGUCUCCCAGCGUCUUUGAUCAAUUGGCCAACAAGGCGACCAAAUGGGGAGUGACGGGCUUGGCUGCCGCGGUGGUGCUAUGGCGCCACGAUCCCGCGGCGAUGUGGGCGGUCACUGGCGCGAUCGUCAACAGCGCCAACGCCAAAUUCCUCAAGCAAUGCAUCAACCAGCAGCGUCCAGCCACCGCGGUGCUCAAGACUGAUGCGGGAAUGCCCUCCACCCACGCCCAAUCGCUCGGCUACCUCUCCACCUACGCGGCAAUUGGGAUCGCGGGAUGGAACGGACUAAAUCUCGUCUCCCUGGGGCUGUGCGCCAUUGUUCUUGGCUGCGCCGUCUACCUCGCGUACCUUAGGGUUUGCACGGGAUUGCACAGUGGAGCCCAGGUGGUGAUAGGGGCUGCUAUCGGGAGCUCCAGCGCGGUGGUGUGGAGCUGGAUAUGGAAGGCUGUAGUGGCGCGAUACAUGGUUGAGAUGCCGUGGAUAUCUAUGGCUGUGUGGAUCGCAUUCCUCGUGGCGGCGAGCUCGUUCGUGGCAUUUGUAGUGAAAAAUUGGAGAAUUGGAGAUUCCUAAACAACUUUUUCCUGGUAUAAUUUGAAUUCUUAACUUAAAAUUUAAUCAGAACAUUGAAAUAGUAUUUGAGAAAUUCAA
Molecule: messenger RNA, 696 nt
Organism: Selaginella moellendorffii
Lineage: Eukaryota; Viridiplantae; Streptophyta; Lycopodiopsida; Selaginellales; Selaginellaceae
Product: lipid phosphate phosphatase epsilon 1, chloroplastic
Exons: 1
Coding region: 13-618 (201 amino acids)
Biological process (GO): lipid biosynthetic process; protein N-linked glycosylation
Cellular component (GO): endoplasmic reticulum membrane; intracellular membrane-bounded organelle
Molecular function (GO): dolichyldiphosphatase activity
Source: RefSeq, a predicted model, not a curated record